CCUUCUUCUCCUUCCCCUUCUCUCUUUUCCUCUUUUCUUCUUUUUGUCCCUCUUUCUCUCCCUCUCCUUCUCCCUCUCUUUCUCCCUUGCCCUCCUUUCCCCAGAUCCAGGAAAGGAGGAAGGUAGGUGAUCAAGUACUUUAACCACUUGGGAUUCAAGUAGAGUGAUAAGAAGGGAGGGGUGGGGUAGGGUGAGGAAAUAUUGUUUGUCAUUGUCCAAGGACUUUGAUAGCUCUCUUGGGUUUGAUAUGAAUGAUAACAGGGCACACUUUCUCCACCUGAUAUUAAUUUAGAAUCUUGGACAAGGUGGGGAGCAGCUGCAGUCAAUGAUGACCUAAUUAGAGGUCCCCCCACUUAAUGAUUUACCUCAUAUAAACCUGGGAUUAUCUUUUCUCAGGCACAAACAUUUUCAGGUCGGUGUUUGAGCUGAUCUUGUGUUGGAGUUUUUUUUUUUUUUUUCUUUUUUUUUUUUUUUUUUUUCUUUUUGAGUAAAGGCUUUUUUAUCAUGGAGGGAACGGUGGUGAAAAUUCCGAGGAUAGCAGCUACAGUUAAGAGAGGCUUCAUCAGUGCUGAGAAAAGACAUGCCUGUGUGAAGACAGUCCCUCCGAAGAAGAAGGAGUUCUAUUCCAGUUACAUUGCUAAAAUCCUAAAGCAAGUUCAUCAAGAUUUCAGUGGUUACAGCUGGGUGCUGGAAGUCCUGUGGUCACUGGAUAAUUGGCUGUUUGAUCAGGCCAUCUUGGAGGCAGUCAGGUUGUCCUUCUUUAACCACAGGCAAGUCAUCACCAUCAGAGAAGUGAUCGAGGCAUUGAGGCUGAUGCUCUCGGAGGGAUGUACAUAAGGCUUCUGCUCUAACAGCUAGCUGGAAAUGGAAUUGCAUCACUUUGGAUAAAGUUAUCAAUAAAGUAUUUAUAAAAACAAACAAAAAAAA
This is a messenger RNA of Antechinus flavipes (yellow-footed antechinus), 927 nucleotides long. It is a transcript of the gene H2BN1, whose product is annotated as histone H2A.N. The transcript is spliced from 3 exons. Lineage: Eukaryota; Metazoa; Chordata; Mammalia; Dasyuromorphia; Dasyuridae. Gene Ontology annotation, cellular component: nucleosome. Gene Ontology annotation, molecular function: structural constituent of chromatin; DNA binding; protein heterodimerization activity. The record is from RefSeq and is a predicted model, not a curated record. The coding region runs from base 505 to 837 and encodes 110 amino acids.